AUGCUGGGCUUGGUAGGCCAAGGGUACAGUGUGGCCUUGCUGCUUUGGGGUCGAGAAACAGAGGCACCCCGGCUCAUGCCUCAGCUGCUGCAGAUGCUGUUUGAAGAAGCUCUGCCCCACAGGGCCUCUGACGCUGUGCUUAGUACUCUUAGCCUAGUGCAGCUCAGCUCCAGUGGGAGGACUCGGGACCUGCUCGCUCCAGGGGCAGAGAACCUGUCGGUGCUGGAUGUGGCCCCUCUGGGCUUGGUGGUGGAAAAUGCCAGUGAAGUGGAGGUGUCUGAUUCAAGAGCUGCCUCAGAGCUGUACUUGCAGGCUGCAGGUGGUAAAGGCAGAGACUGUCCCCUGCUGCAGGUGUUGGCUGGUAAGACUGUUGGUGAGGAGGUGGAGGGCUCUCUACCCUGGAUUGUCUCAUGGCUCCUGGAAGGAAACAACUACAGUGGCCUUCUUCUUCGCUUGGACCCUGAAGGCAGCUCUUUGAGCUUGCUCCAGGCUGCUCUGCUGGGGGCAGCAGGAGGGAGGAUGAAGGUGACACAGGUGAGGCCCACCCUGUGGGAUGCAGUCGAAGAGGCCCGGGCCCGCCGGACUGGCCUGAAGAGCUUGCGUUCAGGCCUCCUUGGGGACGCCCUGAGUGCGCUCAGCAACCCGGGCAGGGCACUGAGGGAGUUGCAGGCGAGCAAGGCCCAGCAGGCCCCAGAUGUGGCCCUGCAGUUCUUCCUGGCUCAGGCCCAGAGACAGAGACUGCGAGAACAGCACCAAAUUUGGAUCCAAGAGGAAAUGAAGCAUUUGGAACAGGAGGAAGAGAUGGUGGCAGCUGACCAGGUCAAAGGCCUGGUGGCUGAAGAGGCAUGUGCCUCCAAGGAGACGCAGAGAUGGCACCGGGAAGGGACAGUGCUGAGGCUCCAACUGGAGGCCCUUCAGGCAGAACGGGACACCGCGGAGCAGGACCUGACAGUCCUCUAUGACCUGCAUGUGCAAGCUGCCCGGGCUCAGACAUGCCACGUGCUGCAGGUAUUCCGAGCCUGGCGGGGGCUGUGGGAGGAGCAGGCCAUGACCACAGAGCAUCACUACUGCAGCCUGCUGGCUGGCAUCCUGCAAGACACCACCAACCUGGCCGCACAGAACCAGGAGCUCCAAGCCCAGAACCAGCAACUUCGGCAGACUAGGCUGGGCACAGUCAUGCUGGAUCCCCACCAUGAGGAGAAAUCUAGUGAUCAGGAAUCCUUCAGGAGUAGUUUGCUCUCUCCUCAUUCGUAAAGGUCCUACAAGGGAGAGGAAGCUGCGACACAA
Messenger RNA from Hippopotamus amphibius kiboko, 1287 nucleotides. RefSeq lists its product as uncharacterized. The record is from RefSeq and is a predicted model, not a curated record. NCBI's taxonomy places the organism in Eukaryota, Metazoa, Chordata, Mammalia, Artiodactyla, Hippopotamidae.